UGAGUAAGUGGAGGGAAUUCCGUUUCCGGCCGGUGCUGGAGGUUCCCGCUCGAUCCGUGGCCUGGCGUGUGAUAGAGUUUAAAAAAGCAGAACCGGACUACCGGAAGCGGAAUCUUUCUCCUCGGUCUCGUGGCCCGGAAGCAGCCAUAAGGAUUAUACCGAGGAGGUUCGCGCCAUGUCCCUCAUAUGCUCCAUUUCUAAUGAGGUACCAGAGCAUCCUUGUGUGUCUCCAGUCUCAAACCAUGUUUAUGAGCGAAGACUGAUUGAAAAGUAUAUUGCAGAGAAUGGGACUGAUCCAGUGAACAACCAGCCACUGUCUGAAGAACAGCUGAUAGAUAUCAAAGUUGCCCACCCAAUUCGGCCUAAGCCUCCUUCUGCUACUAGCAUUCCAGCUAUUCUGAAGGCACUACAAGAUGAAUGGGAUGCGGUCAUGCUGCACAGUUUCACUCUGCGCCAGCAGCUUCAGACUACCCGCCAGGAACUUUCUCAUGCACUCUAUCAACACGAUGCUGCCUGCCGUGUCAUUGCCCGUCUCACCAAAGAGGUCACUGCUGCAAGAGAAGCUUUGGCAACUCUGAAACCCCAGGCUGGCCUCAUUGUUCCCCAAGCUGUACCCUCUUCACAACCUAAUGCUGUGGGUGCUGGUGAACCAAUGGAUCUAGGAGAGUUGGCAGGAAUGACCCCAGAGAUUAUCCAGAAACUUCAAGACAAAGCCACAGUGCUGACCACGGAGCGUAAAAAGAGAGGGAAGACUGUGCCAGAGGAGCUGGUGAAACCAGAAGAACUUAGUAGAUACCGGCAGGUGGCUUCACAUGUGGGAUUACACAGUGCCAGUAUCCCUGGCAUCCUUGCUCUUGACCUGUGUCCUUCUGACACCAACAGGAUCCUCACAGGUGGGGCUGAUAAAAAUGUCGUUGUCUUUGACAAGAGCUCAGAACAGAUCCUGGCGACUCUGAAAGGUCACACAAAGAAGGUCACCAGCGUAGUGUUCCACCCAUCCCAGGAACUGGUGUUCUCAGCAUCUCCAGAUGCCACUAUCCGGAUUUGGUCAGUCCCUGGCACUUCCUGUGUGCAGGUUGUGCGAGCUCAUGAGAGUGCUGUCACAGGGCUGAGUCUUCAUGCAACUGGUGAUUAUCUUCUGAGCUCUUCUGAUGACCAGUAUUGGGCUUUCUCUGACAUCCAGACUGGCCGUGUUCUCACCAAGGUCACAGAUGAGACUUCUGGCUGUGCUCUCACCUGUGCUCAGUUCCAUCCUGAUGGUCUUAUUUUUGGGACAGGAACAAUGGACUCCCAGAUUAAGAUCUGGGAUUUAAAGGAACGGACUAACGUAGCAAACUUCCCUGGACACUCUGGUCCUAUUACCAGCAUUGCCUUCUCCGAGAAUGGCUACUACUUGGCCACUGCUGCGGAUGACUCCUCAGUCAAACUCUGGGACCUUCGUAAGCUGAAGAAUUUCAAGACACUGCAGCUGGAUAAUAACUUUGAGGUGAAGUCUCUCAUCUUCGAUCAGAGUGGUACCUAUCUGGCCCUGGGUGGUACUGAUGUCCAAGUGUUCAUCUGUAAGCAAUGGACAGAAGUUCUCCACUUCACAGAGCAUAGUGGGCUGACAACAGGAGUAGCCUUUGGGCACCAUGCUAAGUUCCUUGCUUCCACAGGCAUGGACAGAAGCCUGAAAUUCUACAGCCUGUAGCUUCUGUUUCCAGGAUGUGAAGGAGGUGGAUCUUAUUCUUUGCUGUAGUGAAAAAAUAUGGGGUAAACAUGGGGUGUUGGGUGGGUGGGGGAUGAAAAAUAGGGUACAUUAUAGCUUUUUAUGUCAGUUUUCUGUAGCAUGGAAAGUUGCCCCCUGUACCAAAUGGAUUUGUUUUCCUUUCUGUAUUUGUUUUUCCAGCUUGAUCUGUGCUGUGAUUGUAACAAUAUUGAGUCAAAACCCAUCCUCUGCUGCCUAUCUAGUAGGGAUAGUGGCAGGGAUGAGGAUGAAGAAAGGGAUGGGGAGAUGUGCAGUUUUUUGUAUGCUGCUCUCUAGUUUCAUUAAAAAAGAAUAUUCAACUAUAA
Messenger RNA from Candoia aspera, 2052 nucleotides. RefSeq names its product pre-mRNA processing factor 19 (gene PRPF19). Gene Ontology annotation, cellular component: cytoplasm; U2-type catalytic step 1 spliceosome; Prp19 complex. The transcript is spliced from 16 exons. Bases 176 to 1690 code for a protein of 504 amino acids. NCBI's taxonomy places the organism in Eukaryota, Metazoa, Chordata, Lepidosauria, Squamata, Candoiidae. The record is from RefSeq and is a predicted model, not a curated record. Gene Ontology annotation, biological process: DNA repair; protein ubiquitination; mRNA splicing, via spliceosome. Gene Ontology annotation, molecular function: protein binding; ubiquitin protein ligase activity.